Molecule: messenger RNA, 810 nt
Organism: Manihot esculenta (cassava)
Lineage: Eukaryota; Viridiplantae; Streptophyta; Magnoliopsida; Malpighiales; Euphorbiaceae
Product: B3 domain-containing protein At2g33720
Exons: 1
Coding region: 1-810 (269 amino acids)
Molecular function (GO): DNA binding
Source: RefSeq, a predicted model, not a curated record
AUGCAAGAUCAACUUCUCGCAGCCAAGCAAUCUGACAAGAAGCGGAAUCACCGUCAUAUCAUCGACAGUCAAGAAGACAGCGAAGUUUCCACUGAGUUAACCCUUUCUUGCGGGUUCCCAAGCAUGAUCAAGAAACCUAGAAUCACCCAAAUCAGUUCAUCAUCCUCCUGUGGAAUUAAUCAUUCCCUUUAUUUCUUAUUUCACGAUUCCAUCGUCGUUUCAACUCGGCCAGCGAAGGAGGAGGUUUCCACUGAACAAAAACUGUUUGACGAAUAUUGGAACGCUGAUGAUGCCUCUGGAACAAGAAAGGAACCUGAUGGAGUAUCCGAAGAGUCCUCAGAAUUGAAAACGUUGGCUCGAAAUACUGCAAACCAGACAAUUUACAGUCCUGAAGAGGAGAGAAAGAUGAGGCUGAAACAUCCUGUUUGGACUAAACUGGUGCUUUAUGAUCCAUGGAAGAUUAAAAAGAGGCUAACUGGUAGUGAUCUUGGUAACCAUUGCAGACUAUUGGUGGCAUCAGCUUUAGUCAAGGAUCAUAUUUUGCCAUUUAUGAGAAGUGAAACUGUUGAGAAGAUCAAAACAGAAGGUGCUGAAUUUUCCUUUUGGGAUUGUGAUACAAACACCAAGCUGAAUCUUAUUUUGAAGUAUUGGCGAACAUCAAAGAGUUACAUCUUCAACAAAGGGUGGCUGAAUAAUUUUGUGAAGAGAAGGAACUUGGUUGAAGGAGAUUUGAUUGGGAUUUACUGGGAUUCAACAGGAAAAAUAUUCAACUUUUCUGUGCUUGAGAGAGCUUCUGAUGUGUAUCCAUGA